AGCAGUUAGGGCUGUGAGAACUGAACAAUCUUUGUACUUAGCCCUGCUGUUGAGAACUGGCUGGGACCUUAUGAACCACAGAUGUUGUUGAAGAUUUUUCUGGUUAUCUUUGGGUUUUGUUACACCCAUAGAAACACAGAUGCUUCUCACCAGACGUCUAGCCUCUCUGCGUAUGAAAUCACAAUCCCUCAGCUUCUCACUGACAGACACAAACGACAUGCUGACCGCCAUCUCUCAGAACAGGAACAAUGGCAAGAUCAAAUAUCUUAUUCAGUUCAAAUGGAUGGUGAAGUUUACACACUGAAACUCGAUAGGAACAAAGAGUUACUCACAAAGGAUUUUGUGCAGUAUGUAUACGAUAAAGACGGCAAAGUGGAGGCAUCUCAGCCCAAGAUUCAGAUCCACUGUCACUAUCAUGGCUUUGUGGAAGGUGUUGCGAAUUCAAGUGUGCUGAGCACAUGUUCUGGUCUCAGGGGGAUUCUUUUUAUUGCUGAGAAAGGUUAUGGCAUAGAACCACUGGAAGCCUCAUUAAAGUUUGAACAUUUAAUCUAUCAACUGCCGCACUUGCAGACAGAACCAAUACUAUGUGGAGUACCUCAUCAUGGAGAACCAGUCGAUGGCGAUCCUAAGCAUUCGAGCAACGAGCUCCAUUUGACACAGCACCUCCGGAAAAAGCGAGCAAUUUUGCCCACAACGAGAUAUAUAGAGUUGAUUUUGGUUAUUGACAACAAGAAGUAUAAUUUGCACCAGAAGAAUACAACUUCAGUUCAGCUACAGAUGGUCGAGCUGGUCAACAUUGUUAAUGGAAUGUACAUCUCUCUGAAUAUCCGUGUCAUACUGACUGCCCUUGUGAUCUGGAAAGAUGAAAAUCUGAUUGAUGUGACAGGAUCAGCUGGAGAAGUUUUGGGACGAUUUAUAAAAUGGCGACAAAAUGUACUGGUCCCUCAAAAGAAACAUGACAGCGGACAUUUGAUUCUUGGCGAGGGACAGUACAGUGGAGUUUUAGGAAUGGCGUUUGUAGGCACUGUGUGCUCUCCCAGCCUCGGAGGAGGAAUUGAUGUAUUUUCCAGCAAUAAUGUGGCAUCUGCUGCAACAAUUCUUGCUCAUGAGUUGGGUCAUAACCUGGGUAUGAACCACGAUGACAGACCGAACUGCAAUUGUCCAACAAGUAGCUGCAUUAUGGCUGCACACGCCAGUGGAGCCAGCAACUUCAGUAAAUGCAGUGAAGAUGACUUUGUGGCUCUGAUCGAGAGAGGAAAAGGAAUAUGUCUUCAAAAUGCCCCCGAGCCUGGAGAUCAGUAUUCUCCAGCCGCCUGUGGCAAUAGCAUUUUGGAUAAAGGAGAGGAUUGUGACUGCGGUCUACCAAAGGAUUGCAAGGAUCCUUGUUGUAACGCAGCUACUUGUACUCUAGCAUCAGGAUCGCAAUGUGCUUACGGACUGUGUUGUCAAAACUGCAAAUUUCUCUCCGCAGGGAUUGUUUGCAGAAGAGCAGGAAACGCUUGCGAUCUCCCCGAAUACUGCAAUGGCUCAUCACAGUUCUGCAAGCCUGACGUCUUCAUCCAAAAUGGAUACCUUUGUGAUAAUAGUACUUCUUACUGCUAUGAGGGUGAAUGUAGCAGCUACAAUGAUCUCUGCAGGUCAUUCUUUGGCUCCACUUCCAAACGUGCACCAGAUGUAUGCUUUCAGCACGCUAACAUGAAAGGGGACAGGUUUGGGAACUGUGGACGUGUUGGGACGAAUUUUAAGAAAUGCAGCCUAAGCAAUUCUCUUUGCGGUAAAGUUCAAUGCGUAGAAGGCACAGUCAUACCUUAUGAUGCGGACACAAGCACGUCAAAUAUCAAUGGUAUUAGUUGUAGGAAUGCUGACUUUAAAUUGGGAACGGACGUCAUGGACCCUUCUUAUGUGGCAACAGGCACUGGCUGUGCCAAAGGCAAGGCUUGUAUAGAUUUUGAGUGUGUGAGUGCUGGCAGGCUGGGAUUCGACUGUGACAUCGAAGGGAAAUGCCACAACCAUGGUAUUUGCAACAGCAACAAGAACUGCCACUGUGAUCCUGGCUGGGCUCCUCCUAAUUGUGAUACCAGUGGCUAUGGAGGAAGUAUAGACAGUGGACCCCCUCACCAAGAUACUUCAGUCCGAGACGGCUUGCUGAUUUUCUUCCUUUUGGUGGUCCCUGUGCUUUGUUUCAUUGCGUUCUUACUUUAUUGUUUUCGCAAUAAAAUAAAAAGUGCCUGGAGAAGAAGAGAUGUCAAGCACACAACAAGGAAUACAAGACAAAACAUUCCCUCAAACCAGUCCAAUUUAAGAACUAAUCCAGUUAUUUCUACACAGAACACAAGAAGGCCACCCGCUUUCACAGGAGGAAAUCAAUCUGCAAACCCAGCCUAUCCCCAAGUACCUCAGAAACCUGCCGUUCCUCCCAGACCCACAGUGCCACCAAGACUCUGAAUUCCACCUGCGGUAACUGCUGAACACAAACCGUGUGCCUUGUCUGUCUCCAGUGAAGUAUCUGAUCAAAUAUAUACCUCAGUGAAGCAAACAAAGCCAUUAUUGUUUCCUACCGAAUGAUUAUUUCAGUGAAGAAGUGACUGUUUUUAUAUGUUUUAUUCUAAUCGCACUCCGUGGUGGUGAAGUGAGCAUUUGCACUUUAAGUGCCAGGAAUGAUUUCACAUACAUGUUCUGGGCAGGUCCAGAACUACAGUAAGUCUCAGGCAUGUUGUUUUAUAUUUUAUAGGGCAGGGAGAAAGCAAAGUUUCUGCAGUAAUAGUUCUAUGAGUGCUAAUGACGCCCAACUCUUUCUGACUUGCUGAUAAUUUACUGUUGGCUUAACAGUGCAUGUGACUGUUUGCAAAUUGCUUAAAAACCUGAAAAACAUGUACGUCUCCUGACUGAAGGAUUGGUAGCGUAUGUUCAAAAGAAUCAAUAAAGAGUAAUUCAGUGAGUGGGAAAGUUUGGCCCAAUUGCCUAAUGGGCUUAUACAUAACCUGAGCGCACAAGAUCAGUUGGAUUUCUGUGAUGAUGAUAUAAGUUGAACUACUCUACCUACUACUCUGCUACUGAGCUACUCUGCUUUUUGUGAACUUGCCAGCUGUGAAUUUUUCAGUACACUUCAAUGAAUUUCACCAGUCCUACAGAGAAGAUGUUAACACGUUGUGUCACAGUGUGUCUCGAUAGUCAACAAAAGUUAACCAACAUUGACAAAUUUUAAAAUUCAAUGAUAGCGCUCAAAGCCAUUAAAAAGAUUACUUGAAAAAUUUAAUAAGUAAUGAUUCUGUAGUUCAAAACAUUCUAUUCUAUUGAAACCAAAUUAAACAUUAAAAUAGCUGUACUGUC
This is a messenger RNA of Callorhinchus milii (elephant shark), 3330 nucleotides long. RefSeq names its product ZnMc_adamalysin_II_like and ADAM_CR domain-containing protein (gene adam9b). NCBI's taxonomy places the organism in Eukaryota, Metazoa, Chordata, Chondrichthyes, Chimaeriformes, Callorhinchidae. Gene Ontology annotation, cellular component: plasma membrane. Gene Ontology annotation, molecular function: metalloendopeptidase activity. Gene Ontology annotation, biological process: proteolysis. The record is from RefSeq and is a predicted model, not a curated record.